Pterocles gutturalis (yellow-throated sandgrouse) is the source of this 243-nucleotide messenger RNA. It is a transcript of the gene AK3, whose product is annotated as adenylate kinase 3. NCBI's taxonomy places the organism in Eukaryota, Metazoa, Chordata, Aves, Pterocliformes, Pteroclidae. The transcript is spliced from 2 exons. Gene Ontology annotation, molecular function: ATP binding; nucleobase-containing compound kinase activity. The record is from RefSeq and is a predicted model, not a curated record. The annotation marks the transcript as partial. Gene Ontology annotation, biological process: nucleobase-containing compound metabolic process.
GGCAUUGAUGAUAUUACUGGAGAGCCACUUGUUCAGCGUGAUGAUGAUAAGCCAGAGACAGUUACCAAGAGGCUGCAAGCUUAUGAUGCACAAACAAAACCUGUUCUCGAAUAUUAUCGGGAAAAAGGGUUAUUGAAAUCCUUCUCUGGAACAGAAACCAAUAAGAUCUGGCCACAUAUCUAUGCCUUCCUCCAAACCAAGUUGCCAGACGUGAGCCAGAAAGAUGCUGACACUCCCAGGUGA